CCCUCUUAAGUCUUAACCAAGUGAGGAUAGUCUCAAUAUUGGAUCUGACCACUCUGAUACUCUGCCAAACCAUCCCCAAACACUUCACAGAUUGUCAUCUAACAUGGAGACUUGCCGGGUACCGAGUCAUUGGCCGCCUAUUAAAUGCCGGUUCGAGCAAACGUCGUCGUUUCGAGCAGCCACGUCGUGUUGUUUCCCUCCAAACGCGAAAAAACUGGGGGAUCAUUCAAUGGAUGAUCGAAUGUUCAUUCUCGGAAUGGGUUUCGUGGGGCAGUUCUUCGCUGCAGAUGUGAAGAACAAAGGAUGGGUGGUGAGUGGGAGCUGUACAAGCUCCGCCAAGAAGAAAGAACUUGAAGAACUGGGAUAUCAAGCUUUUGUCUUCGAUGCGAAUGACCCACUGCGUGAAAUUCUGGAGAUAGUGAAAUAUCACACCCAUCUUGUUAUCUCCAUUCCUCCUCUUAAGGGUCUUGGGGAUCCGUUGCUUUGUCAUAAAGAUCUAGUCGAGAGUAUAUGGAACAGUGGGAGGCUUCGAUGGCUAGUCUACUUGUCAUCAACUAGACUAAAAUCAUCAAGGAAGUAUGCAACAUUAUUACAUGACAGUUAUCAAGUGAAUCCAGCCAGUGAACUUGCUCGAGCAAGAUUAACUGCUGAGGAAGAAUGGUUGCGUUUGGGUCGUAAUCUUGGUAUUGCAGCACAAGUAUUUCGACUUGGUGGUAUAUAUGGCCCCGGUAGAAGUGCUGUGGAUACCAUCCUCAAGCAGUUGCCACUCUCAAGUGGACAGAAAAUGAGACAUUCAAAACGUUUCACGUCUCGUGUUCAUGUCGCUGAUAUAUGCCAAGCACUUCAUGCUAGUAUUUCGAAGCCUGCUGCUGGGAAAAUAUACAAUAUUGUGGAUGAUGAUCCUGCACCACGGGAGGAAGUAUUUGAGCUUGCGCAUAAGUUGGUUGAUGAAAAGUUUCCGGGUCGCAUAAACCUUCAUAUAUCUUCCGAAAGAGAAAAGUCACUUAUUAUGGAUAAGAUAUCUGGUAGAGGUGAAAAGAGAGUUUCAAAUGCUCGAAUGAAAAAGGAACUGGGAGUGAAGCUGAUUCAUCCUACCUACACUUCUGGAUUGCAAAGCAUUAUUAAGCAGAUUGACUGACAGUCAAUUUCUGCCCAAUUAUUCAUGAUUGUGGCAGAGUGAAUGUAAAGAAGAAUGGUCAUGAACUUGUGUUUAGGAAGUUGCCCUUUCAACCCAAAAUGGCUGAUCUAGCCUUUAUAAGUGUAAUCAUUGUAUUAUCCGAAGAUGUUGUCCAAAGUCAAUAAUAAGGCCAAUAAAUGACUUGAUUUCUUAGUUCCACUUGUUUAUUUUUACACGAUUGUGUCAUCAGAAUUUUUCCUAUCCACUUAAGAGAUACUUCAUGAAAAUUAUACUAAGAGAAUACAUCUCUAUUCUCUUGCUUUCUUUUAUAAGACUUUAUUAG
Messenger RNA from Striga asiatica, 1460 nucleotides. Lineage: Eukaryota; Viridiplantae; Streptophyta; Magnoliopsida; Lamiales; Orobanchaceae. The record is from the annotation of a GenBank genome assembly.